Hypanus sabinus (Atlantic stingray) is the source of this 4159-nucleotide messenger RNA. RefSeq names its product zinc finger protein 112-like. NCBI's taxonomy places the organism in Eukaryota, Metazoa, Chordata, Chondrichthyes, Myliobatiformes, Dasyatidae. The coding region runs from base 867 to 1838 and encodes 323 amino acids. Gene Ontology annotation, molecular function: RNA polymerase II cis-regulatory region sequence-specific DNA binding; DNA-binding transcription factor activity. Gene Ontology annotation, biological process: regulation of transcription by RNA polymerase II. The transcript is spliced from 2 exons. The record is from RefSeq and is a predicted model, not a curated record.
GCGCGCAGUACACAGAAGGCCUUGGAAAUAUCAGAGCAGGUUAAAAAUGGCAAGGAAUUUGUCUACGGGAAUCUCGAACACAAAACACCAGUUUUGCUGUCUCUGUCCAGAUACAUAAGAAGUGGAGCAAGGGAUUCACUCGAUCAUCCUUCCUGCUCAGACUGUGGGGAGGGAUUCACUCGGUCAUCUGAACGACUGGCACACCGGUCAUUUUAAACAGGUGAGGAACCCAUUCAUCUGCUCAGACAGUGGGAAUGGAUACAGUUGGUCAUUUCAUCUGAAGGGACAUCACCAAGUUCACACUGGGACAAGGCCAUUCACCUAUUCUGUGUGUGAGAAGGGAUUCAGUCGGUCAUCCCACCUGUGGACACACCAGUCAGUUCACACUGGGCAGAGGCUGGUCCUUUGGUGAAUUUGGGGAAGGAUUCACUCGGUCAUCUGACCUAAUGGUUCACUAGCAAAUUCACUCCGGGGAGCGGCCGUUCACCUGCUCAGACUGUCGGAAGGGAUUCACUUGGUCAUCCACCCAAAUGGCUCACCAACGAGUUCACACUGGGCAGUGGCGGUUCACCUGCUCAGACUGUGGGAAGGGAUUCACUUGGUCAUACCAACUGAAGGUGCAUCAGAGAGUUCACACUGGAGAGAGAACAUUCACCUGCUCAGACUGUGGGAAGGGAUUCAUUCGGUGAUCUGAACUGAAGGUACAUCAGAGAGUUCACACUGGGGAGAAGCCGCUCUCCUGCUCAGACUGUGGGAAGGGAUUCACUCAGUCAUCUGAACUGAAGGCACAUGAGAGAAUUCACACUGGAGAGAGGCCAUUCACCUGCUCAGACUGUGGGAAGGGAUUCACUCGGUCAUCCACCCUAAUGGUACACCAACGAGUUCACAACGGGCAGCCGCCAUUCACCUGCUCGGACUGUGGGAAGGGAUUCAUUUGGUCAUGCCAACUGAAGGUACAUCAACGAGUUCACACUGGGGAGAGGCCGUUCACCUGCUCGGACUGUGGGAAGAGAUUCACUUGCUCAUCUGAACUGAAGGUGCAUCAGAGAGUUCACACUGGAGAGAGACCUUUCACCUGCUCAGACUGUGGGAAGGGAUUCAUUCGGUCAUCUGAACUGAAGGUACAUCAGAGAGUUCACACUGGAGAGAGGCCAUUCAACUGCUCAGACUGUGGGAAGGGAUUCACUCAGUCAUUUAAGCUGAAAGUACAUCAGCGAGUUCACACUGGGGAGCGGCCAUUCACCUGCUUAGAGUGUGGGAAGGGAUUCACUCAGUCUGCCCACCUACGAGCACACAGGUCAGUUCACACUGGGGAGAGGCUGUUUACCUGUUUGUACUGUGGGGAGGGAUUCAUUUUGUCAACUCAGCUACUGAGACACCAGUCAGUUCAUAGUGGGGAGAGGCCAUUCACCUGCUCAGACUGUGGGAAGGGAUUCACUCAGUCAUACACCCUAAUGGCUCACCAGCGAGUUCACACCGCGGAGCGGCCGUUCACCUGUUUGGACUGUGGGAAGGGAUUCACUUGCUCAUCUAAACUGAAGCUACAUCAGAGAGUUCACACUGGAGAGAGGCCAUUCACCUGCUUAGGCUGUGGGAAGGGAUUCAUCACAUCAUCUGAACUGAAGGUACAUCGGAGAGUUCACACCAGAGAGAGGCCAUUCACCUGCUCAGACUGUGGGAAGGGAUUCACUGGGUCAUCCCAACUACAAGCACACCAGUCAAUUCACACUGGGGAGAGGCCAUUCACCUGCUCAGUCUGCGGGAAGGGAUUCAGUCAGUCAUCUAAUCUGAAGGUACACCUGCGAGUUCACACUGGGAAGAAGCCAUUCACCGUCUGAAGCCUGAAUUUUACCUCUGCAUAGACGCUACUUGUGUGUUCUUGUGCCUGUGUCACUCUGCCAAAACGCUAGUUGGCGUUGGGGUUCUAUGCUACUGUGUUGCAUUGACUCGUGCUGAGUUGGGAACGAUGGCGACUGCUGACUACAUCUUGUUGGAGUUCGAGCUAAUCGAUGUUGAACAAGAGUUACUUUUAUUGAAAUUACUGCAGCGCAGGAAAGAGAGAAGUUUUUCCAUUACUUUGUGCAGUCCACAAUGUCCAAACCGAUGUUUGUGAAAAUUUCUUUGCACGAAUUUGAUGCCAUUUUCAAGUGUUUAUUCUCUGCCGUUGAAGAGUCAUGCAAAUGUACAUAUUUUCUGACUACAUCACUUAUCCUUUCCUCGACUUGGUCCACUUUCCAACUUCGAAGCAACUGGAAAUUCAUAGGAUGAAACUGGCUGCUGCCAAGUGAACCAUUCACAGUUCUUGCGGUCUGUGUCACCACGACGCAUAGCUACAUUUUUGGGAAUGUGCACGUUAGGCUACAUUAGGUAAAAGACUUUCUUGGAGGCGCUACAUGGAGUGGUUAGCUUUCGGGCCUUGCUCCACUCAUUUUAAAUUGUCUUACCACCCCUUUAAUAUCUUUAUCAAAGUGUUUAUAACAGUUUUAUAUGUUUGAAUUUGGAUUUUAAUCGACUGAAAUGGCUUAUAGAGGAAGAAAGGCAUUAGCUGAAGGCGAGGAAACUGGCAAUGGAAAUGGGAAGAAAGAAGAUGUCUUUGAACCGCCUAAAGAGUUUCAACUUACUUUACAGGCUAUCUCGAAUCUUUUGGAUGAAAAACUGGAUAAAAGGUUUACUACUUUGGAAGUAUGGUUCAAGGAGAGCUAAGGUGGAUUGGCAACACUUGAAAAGAAGAAUGAAAAACAGCAGUGACAAAUUUCAGUGCCUUAUAAGCUGGAAAACAGAGAGAUCACAAAUUGAAUUCUUUGGAAAAGAAACGAACUUCGAUCACUCAUACAUUGGAGCAGAAUAAAGUCAGGUUUACUGAUUUGGAGAGUCGAAGCCACAGACUGAAUUUGCGAAUAAUAGACUCAGUGAGGACAUUGAGAGCAGGGAUCUUACUCAUUUUUUUCUCAAUUCUGAAUGGAGGUCUUUGGCUCAGAGGUUUUUCUUCUCUUCCUGCGCUCGACCGCACACAUCGGGCGCUGAAACCAAAACCGUCGAAAGGGUUAAAACCGCGUCAUGUAAUUCUACGAUGUCACAAUGUGAAUACUAAGGAGCUCUUCAUUCCGAUUGCUCAUCAGAAAGGAGUUACUGAGCAUCAGCAUCUUUAGUUUCAUUUUGCUGAAGAUUGUUGUCCUGAGGUUAUGCAAGAAAGAUCGCGUUUUAAAAUGGUGAUGUCAGAAUUAUAUCAGAGGAUUCUUCAUCUGGCUUUGUUAUAUCCCUUUCACCUAAGGGUUGUUCUGCCUCAUAGAUCAUUUAAAUGGUUACAAUCCAUGGAUGAAGCAAAACAAUUUCUCGAAGAUCUAAGCUUGAAUGCAGAUGUUUAAUAUUUUGAAGAUCAAUAUUUGUGUUUGGAUGUCUAUAAAAUUUACCAUUCCUUUAUGUCUGUGUAUAUCUGGUUUAUUUGUUAACAACCAAAUUUAUUAGUUAAUAAAUUUGGACACUUUAGAACUUCGCCCUUGGGUUGAUUACAGUCGUACUGUGUUCUGAUGUACGGAUAUUUAUUAUGUUUCCAUGUUAAAGUUCCUUUCUUUUACAUUCAUUGUUUUAGUUUUUUUAUUUUUAAUUGUUUGCUUUUGAAAAUUAAUAAGACUCUGAUUUGCUGAAUUUUUUUUUCUUGAAGUAUUAUUAAGAUUGUAUUUUGUGUCAUUUUUAAAGACGUCAUUUAAAACGGUCUGCAAUAGGCUGUUUUCUCUGAAAUGUGUUUGACAUUCCUCAUAAUUUUUUGACUAUGGAUGGUUUGUUUAUAUUUUUGUAAUUUGGAGAUUUUUCCUCAUGGGAGAUGGGGGUAGUGAGGUUCUUAGAUAGUUCUCUGGCUCUCUAUUGGCCAGGUUUUUGGUCUUUGUGGGUGGGGGAAUAGGGCUAUUAGUCUAGUAUUUUUCUUUUGGGCUGAAUUGAAUCUACAAAAAUGUCUCUGUUGUCAUAUCUUCUGGUUCCUCUUUAAACUUUCCCUCUUCCUGAUUCGUUUCCUAUGCAAUAUGGUUAACACUUUACAUACUACACUGUUUAUUUAAGGACAAUGGAUAUCAUUAAUUAUUUUGGAAUUAUUAAUUUUGUUUCAUGGAAUACAAAUGGUUUGAAUCAUCCAAUUAAAUGCAAGAAGAUUUUUAGAGUUUUUCAU